GACGUAAUUCAAUCGAUUAGAUUUUGACCCUCAAAAAUUCCUCUAGAAAAUUGCAACUUUAUUUUCAAUUAGUGUUUUAGAUUAGACUGUUUAGUGAGUAGUAAAUCCAAAAUGUCGAUAUUCGGUGAAAUACUUCCAAUAAACAGGAGCGAGGAGAAGAACAAGCAGGCGAGCGCGAGCCUCUCGCCGUACCUCAACUUCGACCCGAGCGUAGUGCCGCGGAUGCAGCCGGAGUUCCUGUACCCCGACGAGAGCCACAUGGCCUCCACCGCCCGCCGCUCCAAUGUCGCGCUGCCCAUCAUCGGCAUGUCCUUCAUGACGGGCUCAGGUUUGGGUGGGAUGGCGGGAUUAUACAAAGGUCUCCGAGCGACCACACUCGCAGGACAGACCGGCAAAAUCAGACGAACUCAACUAAUUAACUAUGUCAUGAAACAAGGGACCACAACGGGCUGCACACUGGGAAUCCUUGCAUCUUUCUACUCGACUAUUGCUCUGGGAGUGACAUGGCUGCGAGAUCAGGAGGACACAGCUAACACGUUCAUUGCCGCUACAACCACCGGAGUCCUGUACAAAUGCACCAGCGGCCUCCGCUCGAUGGGCCUAGGAGCUGCGGCAGGGCUCACACUAGCCGGCAUCUAUACACUGGUCACGGACAAUGACAACAUAUGGAGCAAAGCGAGAUAUAUAAGAAUGUGAUGUGAUUCCCCCUACUAUGCUAGUUUUAUGUAAAUAGUCAGUAAUUUUAGGUAUUGUUUUAAGGCACUCGAUGAUCUGUCAAGUGAGUAUAGACUUUAAUGCCAUGUCUAUAACUUGUCCAGGUUGCUGUGCGCCAUACAGGUUAUCCUGCUUUCAAUGUUAUGUCCCAUAUUGGAACAGGAGUAGCACAAUUUUAUUUAAGUCUCAAAUAAAAAAUGUUCAGAAAA
Molecule: messenger RNA, 923 nt
Organism: Aricia agestis (brown argus)
Lineage: Eukaryota; Metazoa; Arthropoda; Insecta; Lepidoptera; Lycaenidae
Gene: Tim23
Product: mitochondrial import inner membrane translocase subunit Tim23
Exons: 3
Coding region: 112-696 (194 amino acids)
Biological process (GO): protein import into mitochondrial matrix
Cellular component (GO): TIM23 mitochondrial import inner membrane translocase complex; mitochondrial inner membrane
Molecular function (GO): transmembrane protein transporter activity
Source: RefSeq, a predicted model, not a curated record